AUGUCAAAAGAUCGAGUGCACGAAUAUUUCAAUCGCAAAUCCUCCGAAUGGAGUGUUGUAAACUUUCUAGAAGAAAUUGAUGGUGUAGGAUUAUUCAAUGAUAGAAUAGGGUAUUAUCUCGCUUCUCUCGAGAAGCUCAUGGAUAUGGAUGAUGGGGAAAGGAACCGGACUCUUGCUCGUAAUUGGGAGAAGGAGCGUAAUUAUGCGGCGAGCGGAGAAACUUCUUAUGGGAAUUCUCAGAAUAAUGGCACAAUAGCAUCAAAUUCUGCAGGUGUAACGAAUACUAAACGCAAGAAAGCUUCUUCAGAAUCUUCAAUAUUAACAAAUAAAAAAGGCAAAACAGCAUCACUUAGUAGAAGCCUAAGAAAAAGAGAAUCCAAAAACUAUGCAGAAAGUUCUGUAGAAGACACAAAUUCGACUGAUUCAAACUAUUCAGAAAAAUCUGAGAAACAAAAAGAACCAAAAUUGCAACCAUGUAGCGAAGGCAUGCUAUCAUCAGAACCUUCAGAGGAUGAAAAUACACCAAUUCUUGCACAACAGUUAACAAUGCCAUCAAAUAUUUCCGAAGAUGCUAUAUUUUGUGAAGUUUCAUUCCAAAAAUCACCGACAACAGAAAAUAUUGAUAAUUCACGUGAAUAUACACCAUGUCCAGUUACUCAACAAUCAAUCCAACAAGCAUUAAUUUUCGCACCAAAUAAACCAAUUGUUAGUAAAUUGAUGUAUGAUAGAUAUUCACCAUACCUUAUUUGCGCAUUUAAUGCAACAAUAAAUUAUGUCAAGGAAACUGUUGAUGAGAGAAUUUAUAUGGAAAUAAAAAAUUUGUUGCAAUUAAAAGAUCGACUUAUUUUACAACAAACUUUUGUUGAUAAAUUGAACAAAAUAUUUGAAACACCUUACGAAGAAGUUGAGUCAAAAAUAUUUCAAGAGACAAUUAUGGGUGAUAGCCAAACAGAAGAAGGAAGAUUUAACUUCUUUGUUCG
Molecule: messenger RNA, 980 nt
Organism: Dentiscutata erythropus
Lineage: Eukaryota; Fungi; Glomeromycota; Glomeromycetes; Diversisporales; Gigasporaceae
Source: the annotation of a GenBank genome assembly